Molecule: messenger RNA, 1023 nt
Organism: Fraxinus pennsylvanica
Lineage: Eukaryota; Viridiplantae; Streptophyta; Magnoliopsida; Lamiales; Oleaceae
Source: the annotation of a GenBank genome assembly
AUGAAGAUCAAGGAGUGGAACUGCAGAAAGGUGAUGCUGUGGAGGAGUCUGUCGAGUAUCGCUAUUGCUUGGUUGGUCGAUUCCUUACAGACCGUAUGUUUCAAUGAGGAGUACUAUGGCAUCUGUUUGGCGUCCGAAGAAAGGACUAACGGUGAGGAGUUGGAACGACCAUAUGGCCCUUUUCUCAGAGCUCCAUCUCGGAAUAAUCCUGGUCUUGCCGGCGAUAGGUGGCUGCGGGGAUCAUCACUGGAAUCUUCAGAUUCUAAUUUUGGUAAGAAUGCAGGUUAUGACGGAGAGGAGGUACUUCCCAACGGUGGUGAAAAUCAUUCUUUAUCUAACAAAGGAAAAUGCGUGUCUCAAGGGUUAAUUUCAAUCAAUCCAACCUCCCAUGCAUUGCCACCUUUGCUGCCUAAUAUGAAGGAAAAUCCUUUAUUCAAGGAAGGCCUAGCUGGUGACUCCCAUAACAAGGAAAGUGAUGAGGAUCCGGGAAUUACCAUACUGGAGCAAAAAAGACGCAGGAAGAACAAUUACCUAGAAGUGAAUUUGAACAACCCGGUUCUUGAUUAUGAACCCAUGCAUGAUGAUCCAAAAAUGGGGCUGCAGUGGGCUCUGCCUUAUCAUGAAAAUUCCCCUAACAGCACAUGGGAUAGUUGGGACUACAAUCUUCUUGCUGAUCUUUUUAAUGAGGAAGACCAUGGGCAAAUCAUGAAAAUUCCCCUAACAGCACAUGGGAGGAGGAUCGAAUGUACUGGAUUCAUGACAAGAAGGGUGUUUACUCGGUCAGAAGUAGGUUUCCUUAAAUUAAAUAUUGAUGCAGCCAUCUUUGAAGACCAAGGGAAAGCUGGGUUAGGCCUAGUGAUUCGAAAUGACUUGGGUUCCUUUGUUGCUGCCAGAGUUGUUACUGUACAAGGUAUUGUCGACCCACUUCUAGCCGAAACUUUGGGGGUUCGUGAGGCUCUUUCUUGGAUUAAAUCUAAAUUUCUUGAAGUCCAAACCAUUGAGAUGGAUGCUCUCCUGGUUUAG